This is a messenger RNA of Triplophysa dalaica, 5971 nucleotides long. It is a transcript of the gene unc13ba, whose product is annotated as protein unc-13 homolog B. NCBI's taxonomy places the organism in Eukaryota, Metazoa, Chordata, Actinopteri, Cypriniformes, Nemacheilidae. Gene Ontology annotation, cellular component: terminal bouton; plasma membrane; presynaptic membrane. The record is from RefSeq and is a predicted model, not a curated record. Bases 69 to 4901 code for a protein of 1610 amino acids. Gene Ontology annotation, biological process: dense core granule priming; synaptic transmission, glutamatergic; neuromuscular junction development. Gene Ontology annotation, molecular function: calmodulin binding; syntaxin-1 binding; calcium ion binding. The transcript has 41 exons.
CGCCAAUGGCAAAUUACGUAAUUACGCCAAAAGCCAUAGGUGUGUUUUGCUGGACUUAAAUCUCAGCCAUGUCGCUUCUAUGCGUGCGAGUGAAAAAAGCCAAGCUUCAAGGACCUCAAGACAAGUUUAAUGUGUAUGUCACACUGAAAGUCCAGAAUGUUAAGAGUACGACCAUCACCGUGCGAGGAGACCAGCCCUGCUGGGAGCAAGACUUCAUGUUUGAAAUUAAUCGUCUGGAUCUGGGUCUGGUUGUGGAAGUGUGGAAUAAAGGACUCAUCUGGGACACUUUGAUCGGAACUGCAUGGAUCCCGCUUAACACUAUCCACCAAUCAGAUGAGGAAGGGUCUGGAGAAUGGACCUCACUCGAUUCAGAGGUUUUAAUGAAGGAAGAUGAGAUCUACGGCACUAAAAACCCCACACCUCACCAAGUGCUGCUGGACACACGCUUUGAGCUCCCUUUUGAUAUUCCCGAAGAGGAGGCCCAGUAUUGGACCAAAAAGCUUGACCGCAUCAACACUAUGAGGAUACAUGAUGAGUAUUCACCACAAGAUGAAGGACAGAGAGGACAGCUACCCUCAGUGCCCUCCCAAUGCUGCAAUUGGACUUACUUUGGAUGGAGUGAUCGGCAGACUUUCGAUGAUCAUGACAGUGCUGUGGAUGACAGAGACAGUGAUUACCGCAGUGAGACACACAGCAGGCCUCCACGAUACCACACCACAGCCCAACCCAAUUCCUCACUCCAUCAGUACCCUAUUGGCCGGAGAUUACAGCAUCAGGUGGUAUCCAAAGACUUGAAGACAGAGUCUUUCCAGGGUUAUGACUUGGAUAACAGGGAACAGAGCCCGGUUGACAGUUCUCGAUUUGGGUCUUCUGGAAACCUUAGUCAAGCCAGUUCUCAGUUCAGCUCUGAGCCUGAAGAACAAAACUUUUCAGACACACAAGUCAGGCCUGCUACUGUUACUCAACCCCUUCCACAUUCAGAUCAAACCGAGAAGGGGGAAAGAGAGAUACUGAAAACUGUGGAGAAAGAAGUAAAAGUGGAGAAAGAAGUAGAAGAGGUGGAUGUGCCUAAGCCACCUCUUAAUAGAGGGGAAAAGCCAGAGAGACAGCAAAGUUUCUAUGAUUGCCCACCUCCUUUCUCUCCAUCUCGCCUGCGCUGGUUGAAGGCCAUCAAUAAAGUCAGAGUUAAGCUGCAUGAGAAUAUCAAUGGAGAACACAACAAACAUCCAGUGGCCAAACCUGGUGGAGGAGGAUUAUUUGGCAUUGACAGCAUGCCUGAUCUUAGAAAGAAAAAGCCAAUACCAUUGGUUAGCGAAGUGUCUCUGGUGCGGUCCAGGAAGGCAGGGAUCUCGCAAGCAUUGUCUGUUCGCUCUUCACUGAAAGAUGAAGAAUUGAAGAAUCAUGUGUACAAGAAGACCCUGCAGGCUCUCAUUUACCCUAUUUCUUGCACAACACCCCAUAACUUUGAAGUGUGGACGGCCACCACUCCCACCUACUGCUACGAGUGUGAGGGCUUGCUGUGGGGUAUUGCACGACAGGGCAUGCGCUGCUCGGAGUGUGGGGUCAAAUGCCACGAAAAAUGCCAGGAGCUUCUCAACGCCGACUGUUUACAACGAGCUGCGGAAAAAAGCUCCAAAACAGGGGCAGAAGACAGAACGCAGCAUAUCAUCUCGGCUAUGAAAGACCGCAUGAAGAUCAGAGAGAGAAAUAAACCAGAGAUCUUUGAGUUCAUAAGGAUUGUGUUUCAUAUGACCAAAUUGAACCACGCUCAGCAGAUGAAGGGCAUUAAACAGACUGUGCUUGAUGGAACGUCCAAAUGGUCUGCUAAGAUCUCCAUCAUGGUGGUGAGCGCUCAGGGCCUGCAGGCUAAAGACAGAACAGGUUCCAGUGAUCCGUAUGUGACGGUUCAGGUUGGAAAGACUAAAAAGAGAACCAAAACCAUCUAUGGUAACCUUAACCCUGUGUGGGAGGAGACGUUCAACUUUGAGUGCCACAAUUCAUCUGACCGCAUUAAACUGCGUGUUUGGGAUGAAGAUGAUGAUAUAAAGUCUCGGGUGAAGCAACGUCUGAAGAGGGAAUCCGAUGACUUUUUAGGUCAGAGCAUCAUUGAGGUCCGAACGCUUAGUGGGGAAAUGGAUGUCUGGUACAAUCUCGAAAAACGCACAGACAAGUCGGCGGUAUCAGGGGCCAUUAGACUGCAGAUAAGUGUAGAAAUCAAAGGGGAAGAGAAAGUGGCCCCAUAUCAUAUUCAGUACACCUGCUUGCAUGAGAAUAUCUUUCAUUAUUUGACUGACAUUGAAGGUCAGGGUUCAGUAAAGCUGCCGGGGGCACGUGGAGAUGAUGCCUGGAAGGUCUACUUUGAUGAGAUUCCUCAAGAUAUUGCAGAUGAGUUUGCGAUGCGCUACGGGAUAGAAUCCAUUUAUCAGGCCAUGACACAUUUUGCAUGCCUGUCUUCUAAGUACAUGCUGUCCGGGGUACCUGCGGUGAUGAGCAUGCUCCUGGCCAACAUUAACGCAUUCUACGCUCACCCUACCUCAGUCACCAGCGGCUCAGCCUGUGACCGCUUCACCGCCUCCAACUUUGGGAAAGAUCGGUUUGUUAGACUGCUGGAUCAGAUUCAUAACUCCCUCCGCAUUGACUUGUCAACAUACAGAAAUAAUUUCCCAGCAAGCAGUAAGCCUCGCUUGUCGGAUCUCAAAUCCACAGUGGAUUUACUGACUAGCAUAGCAUUUUUCAGACUGAAGGUGCUGGAACUACAGUCUCCCCCACGUGCAGCGCACGUUGUCAAGGAUUGUGUGAAAGCUUGCCUCAAUUCCACGUAUGAGUACAUCUUUAACAACUGCCAAGAGCUGUACAACAGACAGUUUCAGCCGGCGGUGGAACCUCAAAAACCAGAAGAAAAGAAAGAAGACAGCGAUGAAGAAGAGGAAAAGAAAGCAGAAGUGGACAACGCCACUACAGAGGAACCAGGACCAAGUGUGCAGAACCUGGACUUCUGGCCCAAACUCAUCACCUUAAUAGUGUCCAUCAUUGAAGAAGACAAAAACUCCUACAGCCCUAUAAUAAAUCAGUUUCCUCAGGAGCUGGACGUGGGGAAAGUCAGUGCUGAGGUCAUGUGGACCCUCUUUUCUCAGGAUAUGAAGUAUGCACUGGAAGAACACGAGAAGCUCAGGUUGUGCAAAAGUGCCGACUACAUGAAUCUGCACUUCAAAGUCAAGUGGCUCUACAAUGAGUACGUCCGUGACCUGUCCGCCUUCUCGGACGCCGUCCCAGAGUACCCAUCGUGGUUUCUGCCAUUUGUUCUGCAGUGGCUGGCUGAGAAUGAGGAAGUGUCAAUGGAGUUUAUGCAUGGAGCUCUUGAGAGAGAUAAAAGAGAGGGGUUCCAGCAGACGUCUGAGCACGCUCUGUUCUCCAGCUCGGUCGUGGACAUCUUCACUCAACUCAACCAGAGCUUUGAGAUCAUCAAGAAACUUGACUGCCCUGAUCCUGGCGUCGUCGCCCAAUACAACCGGCGCUUUGCCAAGACCAUCACCAAAGUGCUCCUGCAGUAUUGUGCUAUUCUAACCAAGAGCUACCUUUCCUACUGUGAGAAAGAGAAAACUCCCUGUGUGUUAUUGAAUAACAUUCAGCAGAUGCGUGUGAUGUUGGAGAAGAUGUUUGAGUCUAUGGGGGCCAGGCAGCUUGACACAGAAGCUGCAGAUAUCCUCAAUGACCUGCAAGGGAAGCUCAAUUCUGCCCUGGACAACCUGAGCGCCAUGUUUGCCAAAAGUUUCCAGGCUCGUAUAAACGUGUGCAUGCGACAGAUGGCAGAGAUCAUGUACCAGAUUAAAGGUCCUCUGAAUCAGAACAGCCGGAACACAGCAGAGGCUGAUGCAGACAACGCACUGCGGCCGCUUAUGGAGUUCCUUGAUGCAAACCUCAGCAUCUUUGCAGACAUAUGUGAGAAGACUGUGUUGAAGCGUGUACUGAAGGACCUGUGGAGGAACGUUUUAAUCUGCAUGGAGAAAACCAUCGUGUUGCCUCACAGCAGCGACAGUAUCGGAGCUCAACUUCUUACUGCUGCUAAAGAGCUCUCUAAACUAAAGGCAGGGGUGGAGCCGAAGAGCUUGUCACCGAGGCAAUGCGGGAUCAUGGAGGCGGCGCUGGACGCAAUCAAGCUGUUUUUCCAUGCUGGUGGGAACGGUUUAAAGAAAGUCUAUCUGGAGAAUAGCCCUGAGCUGUCAUCCCUGCGGUACGCUCUUUCCCUCUACACGCAGACUACGGAUGCUCUUAUCAAGGCAUUCGUGACAACACAACAUGCUCAGGUUCAAAAUGGCAUGGGCAUCAGAAUCACCCCCAAAGAGAGCGUUCGACCUGACAGAGGCUCUGGGGUUGAGCGGCCAAUAGGAGAGACUGUGAUUCAGCUUGAUAUGUCGCCCCCUGCUGGAAACACUGAGCAGAAACUUGCAGUGAGAGUGAUUGCUGUGAAUGACAUGAAAUGGCAGACGUCAGGUAUGUUUCGACCAUUCGCUGAGGUUAACUUGAUCGGCCCACAGCUGACAGAAAAGAAACGGAAGUUCACAACCAAAUCUAAAAACAACAGCUGGACAGCGAAAUACAACGAGGCGUUUCAAUUUGUGUUGGGCAAAGGUGUGAGUCUGGACUGCUAUGAGGUUCAGAUAACGGUCAAGGAUUACUGUUUCGGUCGGGUGGACCGGGUGGUGGGGAUUGCUGUCUUGCAGCUGCGUGACGUUGCGGACCGGAAAAGCUGUGUGUGCUGGUGUCCCCUGGGCCCACGGAUAAACAUGGACGAAACCGGGACCACGGCACUACGAAUCCUCUCCCAGCGCUCGGCUGAUGAGGUCGCCAAAGACUUCGUCAGACUUAAAUCAGAGACCCGACCCGUGGAGGAGGGGAGGUGAAGAUGAGAAAACAAACCUGUUCAGUCGAUCAUAGAGAUAAAACAGAACAAGAUAGAGAAGAGACUUUGAUAAAACGAAACUGCGACUAGUGAACGAUAAGGACACACAUUUUUUUAAUUGUGGACAUUUAUUGAAAUCCUUAAUAGAGGCAAAACUGUUUAACUGACUUUGCAUCAGUGCGUACUGUAUGUGCUCUGAAUCGCUAUAAAUUGUAAGAAUUUAACAGAGUUUGUUUAAAAUACAUUCAAAGGCUUUACAAUGACAUUGCGGAAACUUGCAUGUGCAAGAUGCAUUUCUAAUAUAUGACGAUACAAGAGUUGUUUUGCCAAAGCACACAAGUCUUGUGGCUCAUUCCACACCGUCCCUUUUGUCCUUCUGAGUGGGAGGAGUCUUCAUGAAAGGGGGUGUGGUCUAACAAGAAUUAUUCACAUUAUUUUCGUGACAGUACAACCGUUGAUUGUCUAAGAAAACAGCUGUAACAGCGAUUUAACAUUAAUGCAAGCAUGUGAACGCAAUGUGGAUGUCGAUUGAUAUGCCGCUUGUUUGCAUUAAGUGGCAUUCUGGUGUCCAUGUUAACAUACGGAUGGAAACAUCUUAAUAUGAUUCUCAUUUUUAAGGUGUUGUUGAAAUACCUGAAUGAUAUUUCACUUUCAACGGCCUUUUCAUUUCAAUUUAGAACAACUCUGUUUACAAAUGGCCAGAAAUAUGUAAAAAGUGUACAGCUGCAGGAUAGACCAACCAGUAGUGCCAGCCAAUGAGAAGGGAAGUAUGAAACUUUGUUUACCUUGUGCCAAGUAGUUUUAUGGUCUCUUUUUGGGAUGUAAAGGUUAUGUUGUUUUUGUUUUUUUAUAUAUGCACAGCCCAACAGAUGCACACAUUCUGUAAAAUAGAUUCCCACAUGCACGUGUUUACUGUAAACUCUAACGCUUUUGGUCAAAAGUUUUAUGUUUUGUCAAUAUGUGAAAAACGAUUGAUGUAUAUGAGAUAACUUGGAUGGAUAUUAAGAAUUUAUUUAUAAAUGAUUUAUCAAUGUAUCUUACUGUGAUUGUUGUAUUAAUUACAGUCUUAGG